Hippoglossus stenolepis (Pacific halibut) is the source of this 3859-nucleotide messenger RNA. It is a transcript of the gene nek7, whose product is annotated as NIMA-related kinase 7. NCBI's taxonomy places the organism in Eukaryota, Metazoa, Chordata, Actinopteri, Pleuronectiformes, Pleuronectidae. Gene Ontology annotation, biological process: protein phosphorylation. The transcript has 10 exons. The coding region runs from base 162 to 1073 and encodes 303 amino acids. The record is from RefSeq and is a predicted model, not a curated record. Gene Ontology annotation, molecular function: protein kinase activity; ATP binding.
GCAGACACGACUUCCCCCCGGAGCGACCUUGUCGAGAAAAGCGAAAGUCAAAACAAAGACGUGCGCCAUAACCCUGAGGAGGAGACGAAGAAGAAGGACCAGCUUAGCAACCAGAAGAGUCCCACACUUCCUGAGGUGUAAAGGAUCAAGCUCCUGACACCAUGGAUAUGGAUACGCAGCCACAAGGACAGCAAGCAGCAGUGCCAGUGUUCCAACCCCAGAAACCACUGCAGCAAGAUAUGGGCUAUAAUUCCCUCGCCAACUUCCAGAUCGAGAAGAAGAUUGGUCGUGGGCAGUUCAGUGAGGUGUACCGGGCGAGGUAUUGGCUAGAUGACACAUCAGUGGCCCUGAAGAAGGUCCAGAUAUUCGACUUGAUGGAUGCCAAAGCUCGGCAAGAUUGCAUCAAAGAGAUAGAUCUCCUUAAGCAAUUGAACCACCCCAAUGUGAUAAAGUACCACGCAUCCUUUAUCGAGGACAAUGAGCUGAACAUAGUCCUGGAGUUAGCGGAUGCCGGGGACCUCUCACGUAUGAUCAAGCACUUUAAGAAGCAGAGGAGGCUUAUCCCAGAGAGAACGGUUUGGAAGUACUUCGUCCAACUCUGCAGUGCGCUCGAACAUAUGCACUCCCGGAGGGUCAUGCACAGAGAUAUCAAGCCAGCCAAUGUUUUCAUCACAGCCACAGGAGUAGUGAAACUAGGAGACUUGGGACUGGGACGAUACUUCAGCUCCAAAACAACUGCCGCUCAUUCGCUAGUGGGUACUCCUUACUACAUGUCACCGGAGAGGAUACAUGAAAACGGAUACAACUUCAAAUCUGACAUCUGGUCGCUAGGAUGUCUGCUCUAUGAGAUGGCAGCUCUACAGAGCCCGUUCUAUGGGGAUAAGAUGAACCUUUACUCCCUUUGUAAGAAGAUAGAACAGUGUGACUACCCUCCUCUUCCCUCAGAUCACUACUCAGAGGAUCUGAGGAAGUUGGUAGAUAUGUGCAUCAACCCCGACCCAGAGAAGAGGCCGGACAUCACCUACGUGUACGACAUUGCCAAACAAAUGCAGAACCACACACAGGGCAGCUAAGCCCAAAGUUACACACCUGACCGCUUUGCAGAACUUCUCCUGACACCACCCCCCCGCUUUCAUGCUGGACUUGUACACAUCUGUCAGCUUUUAUACAAUAACUUACUCCAGAGUUUAGCUCCCUGUGAUAAGUAGAAAGUGAAACAGAUUUUUAUUUCCAAGGUGAUGCUCCAGUCUACGACACCACUGACUCCCAAACCAUUUCUGCCCUACGAUAAAGAUUAUAGAGAUUAUAAUUUUUUUGUCACACGGACCUCCCAUUCCUUAGGCUUCAAUGUUACACCCCUGAAAAUCAGUGUCUUGUAGCUCAUUGAUGUGUUUGUUGCUGUGGCUUUAAAAAGCAUGUCCAUUGUAUUUUCACAUAAGGAAGUAAAGCCAUAUCUCGGAAGAUUCUGUUUAAAGCAGAUAUACUAGAAAAUGUUCAAAUUAGCAAACAGGAGUGUAAUUUCCAGUGUUGCCUGCUGUCCUCAAAGCAAUUCAUCAAUGCAAAGAUUAUUAAAAAUAGCAUCUUUUGUUUUGAUGUGUCACGUGUUCAACAAAUGGCACAAAAAAAGUCAGUGAAAACUUUUAGAACGACGGUACCUCUGAGGUGAAUAGAUUCUCAAUCAUUGUCAGAAGAAGUGAGAGACGUAAAGAGCAAUAUUGACGGUUGUUGUGUUGCACUUUUAAAAAAAAUCCUGGUAAAAGAAGGCUGGAAGGGUGAUCCCGUCUAAUGAAUGUAUUAGGAAAGGAAAGAUCAUCUGCAGGGUAGACUUGAGAUGCGCUGGGGGAAGGAACAUGGGCAAAUGUCUCCACAACACUUUGAAUGUAAGUCAAGUCGACACCUAUGUAUUGUCUUUGAAAAGAUUCAGAGUGUCUUUUUUUCUUGACAGCCUGGAAGGAGUGGUAGAAACUGUUACACAAGCAGUUUUACAUCUGCUGUUUACCUUCGUCACCGACACCAGAAUAUCUCCUCCCCGGUGCAGCUUUAGCAACUUAUACUGUUAUUACAUAGUGUCAGGUUUAAAAACAAAAAAGAUAAAAUCACGAUAAAGUAAAGUAAAAAUCAGUUAAAACACGUAGUUCUCCAUCACAGUCCAGUGGAUCCAUUUGACCCACCAGCUUGUUAAUGUUGCUGUGUCCGUUUGCAGUGUUGUUAUGAUGUGUUGAAAGAGAUCAGUGCCUCGUGUAGCGUCCAUCUCAGCGCGCCUCCAUACCUUCUGUUGAGUUACCAAAGAGGAAAGUCACACAUAGAGAGAGCAGUUUAUAUAUACUGUAUAUGUGUUAAGAUAUUUUUCAUGAGAAGUAUAUCAGACAAACACAAAUAAAAGGAACAAGCACCAAUAAGGUUCAUGUUCUACUGUACAUGACUGAAGACGUUCCUGUAGGUUUAAUAGCGAAGGGUUUUAAUGACCCUUUAUUCAUUUGGAGGGAGGGAACGGUGAUAGAUUUUUUUCUUGUAACAGGAUAAGUUUUACACCAGUGGGUCACAAAUGACCAUCACUGACUUGCGCUGGUUUACAUAAUGACAGUGAUGCCACAUGGAAGGUACAGCAUGUAAACAAUAAUUGGUAACGCUUUAUUUGAGUCUCUGAUGAAUCGUCUUUUAACAUUAUCAAAUAGCCUGUUAACUGCUCGGUUGAAUUAUCGCUCAUGUUCUUCAUGUUUUUAGUUUUCCUUGUUUUUUUUAAUUAACAUUUAAUACUAUUAACAUGUGUUGAAUACAAAAUCAAAGCUUGUAGGAGCAAGAAAAUAAGUUAUUUUAUUAUGGUUAACAGAAUGUUUUGAUAGUGUGUUGCUACUAGUUAUAUUUUCUGAGACGUGCAAAUACAGUGUUUGCAAUUUUUGUUUGCAAUUUUCUUUAAUUUUUGCUCCUUUCUCUUUUAAUGCAAUGAUUUCUUUCAAAAAAUGUAAUUACUACCUUAAUUGUUAUUUCUCUUCACCCUCUGUGCUGUUUUCUCUCUCUCUCUCUCUCUCUCUCUCUCUCUCUCUCUCUCUCUCUCUCUCUCUCUCUCUUCACUCUCUCAACAAGCACAUCUGUGUUGCUCAAAAAACCUUUCAGUAUUGUUGUAAUUUCAGGGGAGCAAUUGCUUUAACGCACUUUCUAGACGUUUUAGUCGCUAUGCAGAAUUCCCUCAAUAAAUUGGUCGUAUUUUACAGCAAAAUACCAAAAAAUGAAUUCUCCGGUGGUCGAUGGGGAAAAAGCAUGUGAGCUUUGACUGUAUUUAACUAAAGCAUCUGUCUUUUCUAAGAGCUUCAAUGAUUGAUUUACGUUUACACCCUUUUUAGACUCCAAAGCACUGCUGUCGUUUUUUUAAGGAUUAUUAUUUUAUAAUCCUCUGUAGGUGAGAUUUUUGAUGCCCGAACGAUGUGGAUAUUUGUUUUUCCUCUGCGUUCGGGCUGCUCGUCCACAUGCAAACAGCGUUUUAAAUAAAACUACGAUUUUUACAAACACCUUCCAAAGAGCAGACUUUCAAAAAAACUGUUUCUGUGUAUCUGUGUGUACAUGUAAUAAGUCACGUUAACACUUUGUCUGUGUCUUGAUACUGAGGGUUUUUUUUGUCUUUAUGAAACAUGACAGUGCUCUUCUAUGUCCUGGCUUCUUUUUUUUUUACCUCGGCUGACCUUCCUUUUCUGUACACUCCCGAGAGUCCAGGCGUUUUCCAGAAAGUGAAAUAUUAAAUGUUACGGUUAAUAUUUAUUGUUCUGGUAGUCUGAUUGUUUUCUGAACAUUUCAUGUCAAAUUAUAGACCAUCAUCACGAAUGCCUUGUAUGCUAACUAAGAUGCAAUAAAGCUUUGAAAUCUC